Stegastes partitus (bicolor damselfish) is the source of this 1765-nucleotide messenger RNA. RefSeq names its product serum amyloid A-like 1 (gene saal1). NCBI's taxonomy places the organism in Eukaryota, Metazoa, Chordata, Actinopteri, Pomacentridae. Bases 110 to 1516 code for a protein of 468 amino acids. Gene Ontology annotation, biological process: positive regulation of synoviocyte proliferation. The record is from RefSeq and is a predicted model, not a curated record. The transcript is spliced from 13 exons. Gene Ontology annotation, cellular component: nucleoplasm.
AUGGAGGCUGUUUGAAAUGUUGCAGUGUCUUGGUGAAGUAGUUUAAACUCGCCCAAUGAUAUUGUAACGUACAUUUACCAGCUAGUUACGGUCGUCGAGAGCGGUUGCUAUGGACAGUGGUACUGAUGGAUCUGAGCAAGUGGGACAAGACAGAUCCCCGUCUCCAACUGGCUCACAUUCUCCUGUAAUGGACCGUAACCCGUCACCACCCCCGGACACAGCCGACGGAGCGGAGGAUGAGGACGUGGAUGCCAUCGGAGACACGGUUUACAGCAAGCACUGGCUUUUCAGCACCCUGACUCGUCUCAUCCAUAUGGUCACGGAGCAUUCGGAGGAGAACUCUGAGGGUCAGAUGCAGCUCCCCGACGAUGAUGAGGAAGAUCUGUGCAGAGUUUGGGAUAUGGCAAUGGAUAAAGAUGUUGCCGGUUUUCUGCAGGAAUUCAAAGCCACAGACAUCCUUCUUGGAGUAAUAGCUAAAUCUCGUUGUCCACGUCUCACAGAAAUUAGUGUAGGAAUCCUUGGAAACAUUGCUUGUUUUCCUGAAACUUGUUUGACUCUCAGCCAAAAUGAAGACUUAGGAGCUGUGCUGUUGCUUCUUCUUGGAGAUACAGAUCCUCCGACUCUUCUGGAGACCAGCAGAUUGCUGCUGACCUGCAUUUCUCAGAAAGACGUCUGUUCCUUGUGGCUUCAGCGAAUACGACAGCAGACGUCUGUGUGCUCCAGCCUUUGUUUCAUCAUGUGCAGUUCUACCAACACUGACCUGCUUGAGAAGGUCGGAGAGCUGGUGGACAAACUGUUUGACCUCGAUGAAGAGCUGAUGAAGAGCUGGAUCACAGCUCAGCCAAAUGAAGAGAAGGGGGAUGAUGAUGAAAGCAGUCUGGAUGUGACCUCGUGUCUCCUUGAGGCAGCCAAGCAGUUGAGACCAGAGAAUCCAAAUGGCGUCGAGGUUUACCUUCACAUCCUCCAACUUCUCACCACUAUAGAUGAGGGCAUUCAGGUUUUUGCUGCCCCUGAUGGACCUGGCAAAUCGGUAUGGGACUUUGUAUGUGACGUAGUGUGUGAGGAUCUCUGCCAGCCAAAUGAUCUUCCAGUUGUCCUGCAUGAACAGAAGAGCAUUCUCGUUCAGGCCUUUGCAGUGCUGCAGGCUCUUUACAGAUGCCAGGAUCAGUGGAGCAGCACAAGUGACACAAGUCUACCCCUUAUUGGGAGCAUCCUGCGGGUGUGUCAGUACCACAGUGAGUGCAAGGACGGCGCAAACAAAGAAGACGCAAAAGAUGAACAGCUCCAGACUCUUGCAGAGAUCACAGCUGAGUUUUUAGCUGACCUCUGCAUUCACAUUCCCAAGGACACGGUUGCAGAUUUGGUAAAGAAAGGUUACCUGACAGAGAAGACUUGUCUCACAGCUGCAGCCAGUUUACUUCCCAAGUUUAAGACUUCAUUUGAGCACCUGCAGGCCGUGUUGUCGGAGGCUGAUCCCCAACUGGCAGAUGUGGUGAGGACACAGUUUCCUUCCUGAGGACACCCUGCAGAUCAGUGUUUAGCACUCAUUCAGACUCUCACCACUGCUUUUUAUAGCAGCCGGUGUUUCCCCUGCAAAGACCGGGCUUCGACCCAGGCUAUUUGCAUUUCCACUGGAAAAGACGCCGUCACUAAUGGCACGUGUUUUCACAUUGGGAAACCUCUCUCAACUAUUCAAUUGUUCUCAGAAUGCUAUUUUUGUAUUUUGUGAUGACAGACUUUUAUUAAAAAUUAUUUGUGUUCGUAA